Messenger RNA from Rotaria sp. Silwood2, 813 nucleotides. The record is from the annotation of a GenBank genome assembly. Lineage: Eukaryota; Metazoa; Rotifera; Eurotatoria; Philodinida; Philodinidae.
AUGCGACUAAACCAACGACAAUCCCAAAUCAAUCCUUAUGAUGAAUCAGGCAUAAUUUUGAAAGAAGUCACAGGUCAUAUUGAAUUUCAAGAUGUUCAUUUCCGGUAUCCCACUCGGCCGACAAUUCCUGUUCUCAUGAAUCUCUCAUUGAAAUGUGUAACUCGUGGCAUAACAGCACUUGUUGGUCCAUCAGGCAGUGGAAAAUCAACAGCGAUUGCAUUAUUCGAAAGAUUCUAUGAACCAUCAAAAGGAAAUAUUUUACUCGAUGGACAUAAUAUAAAACUACUUAAUAUUCGAUGGCUUCGAUCGAUAAUAGGUUUUGUUCAACAAGAACCAGUUCUUUUUAAUAUUUCUAUUCGUGAUAAUAUUGCUUACGGCGAUAAUCGUCGAGAAGUAACACAAGAUGAAAUUGAAACAGCUGCACGAAUGGCAAAUAUUCACGAAUUUAUACGUUCAUUACCUAAAGGUUACGAAACAUUAUGUGGAAUGAAAGGUAGUCAAUUAUCCGGUGGACAAAAACAACGAAUUGCCAUGGCUCGAGCAUUAAUUCGUUCACCAAAAAUUUUACUUCUUGAUGAAGCAACAUCAGCAUUAGAUAAUGAAAGUGAAAAAGUUGUUCAAGCAGCAUUAGAUAAAGAGAGAUUUAGUCGAACAUGUUUAAAUAUUACUCAUCGUCUUUCUACAAUUCAAAAUUCAGAAAAGAUUGCCGUUGUUGAUCGAGGCAAAGUAAAAGAAGAGGGUACACAUAAUGAGCUUCUGAGAUUAAAUGGUCUUUAUACGAAAUUAAUUGCAGCACAACAACGCUCAACUUAG